This is a messenger RNA of Drosophila guanche, 1584 nucleotides long. RefSeq names its product alpha-amylase-related protein. The transcript is spliced from 2 exons. NCBI's taxonomy places the organism in Eukaryota, Metazoa, Arthropoda, Insecta, Diptera, Drosophilidae. Gene Ontology annotation, molecular function: alpha-amylase activity; cation binding. The record is from RefSeq and is a predicted model, not a curated record. Bases 16 to 1500 code for a protein of 494 amino acids. Gene Ontology annotation, biological process: carbohydrate metabolic process.
CCAUCGUCUACAGUCAUGUUCAAGUUCAGUUUCGCAUUGGCACUCUGUGUGCUGGCCGCUGGCUCGGCGCUGGCGCAGCACAAUCCCCACUGGUGGGGCAGCCGCAACACAAUCGUCCAUCUCUUCGAGUGGCAAUGGGAGGACAUCGCCGAGGAGUGCGAGAACUUCCUGGGUCCACGCGGCUUUGCCGGCGUGCAGGUCAGUCCCGCCAACGAGAACAUCGUGACGCCGGGACGGCCCUGGUGGGAGCGCUACCAGCCCAUCUCCUACAAGCUGAUCACGCGCUCGGGCAACGAGGAGCAGUUCGCGGACAUGGUGCGUCGCUGCAACGAUGCGGGCGUCCGCAUCUACGUCGAUGUCCUGCUCAACCACAUGUCCGCAGACUUUGACGGCCAGGCCGUGGGCACGGCCGGCACUGAGGCUGAUCCCGCCACAAAGUCCUUCGCGGGAGUGCCCUACACCGCCGAGGACUUCCAUCCGAGCUGCCAGAUCUACGACUGGAACGAUCGCUUCCAGAUCCAGCAGUGCGAGCUGGUGGGCCUCAAGGAUCUCGACCAGAGCCGCGACCAUGUGCGGACCAAGCUCAUUGAGUUCCUCGACCAUCUGAUCGAGCUGGGAGUCGCUGGCUUCCGCGUGGAUGCCGCCAAGCACAUGGCCUCCGAGGAUCUGGAGUUCAUUUAUGGCAGCCUGAGCGAUCUGAAAACUGAGCACGGAUUCCCCCACAACGCACGUCCCUUCAUCUUCCAAGAGGUGAUCGAUCAUGGCGGCCAGGAGGUCACCCGCGAGGAGUACAACAGCCUGGGAGCCGUCACCGAGUUCCGUUUCUCGGAGGAGAUUGGCAACGCCUUCCGCGGCAACAACGCCCUCAAGUGGCUGCAGAGCUGGGGCACCGACUGGGGCUUCCUCUCAUCCGGGCAGGCACUCACCUUCGUGGACAACCACGACAACCAGCGUGAUGGCGGCGCAGUGCUGACCUACAAGACCCCCAGGCAGUACAAGAUGGCCACCGCCUUCCACCUGGCCUAUCCGUACGGCAUCAGCCGCGUCAUGAGCUCCUUCGCCUUCGACGAUCACGACUCGGCCCCGCCCCAGAACGCGCGGGAGGAGCUCAUCUCGCCCGAGUUCGAUUCGGAUGGCGCCUGCGUCAAUGGCUGGAUCUGCGAGCACCGCUGGCGACAGAUCUACAACAUGGUGGGCUUCAAGAACGCCGUUCGCGACACUCCAGUCACCAAUUGGUGGGACAAUGGCGACAGCCAGAUUGCCUUCUGCCGCGGCUCCAAGGGCUUCAUUGCCAUCAACAACAAUCUGUACAGUCUCGCAGAGACUCUGCAGACCUGCCUGCCCGCCGGCGUCUACUGUGACGUCAUCUCCGGCGAUCUGAUCAACGGCUCCUGCAGCGGCAAGUCCGUCACUGUGGGCCACGAUGGCCGCGCAUUCGUGAGCAUCGGCUCCGAGGACUUUGAUGGCGUUUUGGCCCUUCACGUGGAUGCGAAACUCUAACACAGAGCACAGAGCUAACGACAGAAAUAUUGCCUUUAUUUUGUCUCAAAUUACAAUAAAAACGAACGCAUAUAAUGUAUGGUA